AUGCCGAAACCGGAAGAUAACUUCGUCACUCUUACAUCUAUGCUUGGUGCAAGCACUGGCAGUAUCAGUGUCGAUCUGCAAACGAUCCCUAGUGAACCGAUCCGUUUCAUGGCUGAUCCAACAGAAAGGAACCGCUUAGAAGAUAGUAUUAUUGCAUGGACAUGGAGAAAAUUUAUUGACAACCCAAUUAAUCCAUAUGAACUUGUCCUCAUGCCUAUGACCAAGGCUAGUGUUCGCGCUAUGGACGUUGUCCAACAAUUUGCAACUCAACUCGGAAUUCCUGUACCUGAGACAUUUGUUAUCAGUGGUGCUUCUAAGCGCGGAUGGACAACUUGGACAACUGCUGCUGUUGAUAAUGUGCGCGUCAUUGGUGCAAUACCUAUCGUGAUGGAUAUGGCUGAUUUUCAAAAAGUAACAAAGAACCGAUUUACUAGUUGA
Messenger RNA from Rotaria sp. Silwood1, 438 nucleotides. The record is from the annotation of a GenBank genome assembly. Lineage: Eukaryota; Metazoa; Rotifera; Eurotatoria; Philodinida; Philodinidae.